AUGCAGUGCGUGAAAAAACGGAUUUAUUUUAGGUUAUUGAAAUACGAAAACAAUGCGUAUAAUUUGUUUACUCGUAUAUUGAAUUUUAAGUUGUUACCGAUUUACUUGAUAGGAAUAGUUAUACCUAAUAGUUGUACCUGAAUUGUAAACAAUGGAUAAUAGUAAUAAAAUCGUCCCACCUCAUCUCAACGCAGAAAUCUACAGGACUGAUACAACCGGCACCAGUACACUUUCGUAUUUAGAUUAUAUUCGCAUUCAUUCCGAUGGAAGUGUGUUGGUGGGGUCAUCAGAGCUUACUGGCCGGUACUGGAAUGGCGGUGCCAGUGUCUUUAAAGAUAUAGCGGAAGCUCGGAGCAUCACGGUUGGAGGGAAAAGAAGUAUUCCAUUAACUAGUGGAACAGCCGAUGGGUGUUUUAUAGGAACUUCUGCUAAGGUCCUGCUGUGUGAAGACAAUGGGGCAGUGAGUGUGUGGUCCACUAACGUGGAGCAACAGAAUGUAUGGAACCAGUGGAAAGAAGAUAUUUCUGUAGCUGAGCAUGACAACAUGGUCUUGGCAGUGGACUGCCUUGAGCCUCAGCAAUGUUAUGUCACUGCUGGGGCUGAUGCUAAUGUUAAGGUAUGGGAUAUAAAUGACAUGAUCUGUAUAAGGAACUACGCAGCAGCACAUAGCAUGAUAAUAAAUGCAGUGUCAGUCAGACCAAAGUCUACAAAUAGUUUUGCAACUGGCUCCAUGGACCAGUAUGUCACAUUGUGGGAUGAUAAUAUAGAUAAACCAGUACUUGAUUUAUUGAAAAAUGACUGCUGUAUUCGCUGCAUAGCCUGGAUAGACGAGAAUCGCUUGAUAGUUGGAGAUGAGGCAGGCGUUCUGCAUUUGUUAGACGUAAGGAACACUGAGAGUGAUGUCAAAAUAACAGAGUUCCCUGCUGCUGUACACAAGUUGGCUGUGCAUACUGAUUCCGAUAAAGUAGCGGUGUGUUGUGACAAUAAAAUUGUCACAGUCUGUGAAGUAGCAGAGAACUCCCAACCAAAGGUUAUUUACCAUGAUAGACAUAUGCACAGCAAUUAUGUGAGAGGCGUAGCCUGGGAUGUACAAGAUAAGAACACUCUACACACCGUGGGCUGGGGUGGUGAAUUAAAAUCUCACACUGUGUUGUUGGGUUAAAUACAUUCUAUAUUUUAAUACAGAUUCUCAAGUUGUCAUAAG
This is a messenger RNA of Helicoverpa armigera (cotton bollworm), 1204 nucleotides long. RefSeq names its product methylosome protein WDR77. Gene Ontology annotation, molecular function: protein binding. The transcript has 6 exons. Gene Ontology annotation, biological process: oocyte axis specification. Gene Ontology annotation, cellular component: methylosome. Bases 152 to 1162 code for a protein of 336 amino acids. NCBI's taxonomy places the organism in Eukaryota, Metazoa, Arthropoda, Insecta, Lepidoptera, Noctuidae. The record is from RefSeq and is a predicted model, not a curated record.